This is a messenger RNA of Varanus komodoensis (Komodo dragon), 1141 nucleotides long. Its product is annotated as heat shock protein 30C-like. The transcript has a single exon. Lineage: Eukaryota; Metazoa; Chordata; Lepidosauria; Squamata; Varanidae. The record is from RefSeq and is a predicted model, not a curated record. The coding region runs from base 54 to 704 and encodes 216 amino acids.
AAGCACCGAGCCAAGCCGCACCGAGGAAGAUCGCUCUGCCCGACUGCACCGCGAUGGCGAGCUACUCCCGCCUGCUGCUGCAGAUGCUGCCGCUGCGUCGGUGGCCCCUGGCUGGACUCGGCCCCCUCUGGCUCAGCGAUGCACAGCCGGCCUGCCGGGUCCUGUGGCCGCCUGCCCACAGCCUCAUGGGCCGGGUGGUGAGCGACAUGGAGAAGCAGUUCCAAGAGAUGGAGAAGAUCAGCCGGGCCUUCUUCCAGGCCUCGCCACUCGUGUCCUGGGAGCGCGAGGGCCGGGCCGAAGCGUGCGACGCGAGCGAUGCCCAGGUGGCCAGCCGGGGCCAGCCGGAUGGGAAGUACCGCUUCUCCGUGGAUGUGGCCGGCUUCGCACCCGAGGAGAUGGAGGUGAAGCUGGACGGCAGAAGGGUGACGGUGACCGCCAAGCGCCAAAGGGAGAGCAGGAGCGAGGAGAGCGGCCACUGGCGGGAGCACCAGGAGCUGUACCGGGAGACACUGCUCCCACCCGAGGUUGACCUCCACAGCGUGACCUGCUCCUUAGCCCCCGACGGGCAGCUGUGCGUUGAGGCCCUGCGCCUGGCCUCCGCAUCAACCACCGGAAAGGCCAUCCCCAUUGAUGUGAAGCCAGCUGCACAGGAGACACCCAGCGGGGAGCAGAAAGAGCUGGGGGACAAGCCAAAGGACCCCUGAAGCCCGGCAACACGGCCAUCGUCCAGCCAACACCUGGGGUGCCCCAUGGGGUGCCACGUGGUCCCUGCGCCUAUGCAGAGUGCCUCUCACUCAGCCCGUGCACCUACCAGAGCCCUACUUAACAGCUGGCCUUGUCGGUAUUCCUUCCGUGCAAUAAAUCGUCUUCCUAUUUCCCCAGUGUGGUUGGAUUUUUUGCCUGCUGAAUUUUUCUCCGGCUGAAACGCUUUAGGGCAAAACAAAACCUAAGACAUAUGCUGGGCAGGAAGGGAGGGUGUGUGUGUGUGUGUGCAUUUUACUAUGCUCAACAAAGGGAAGGCUAAAGUAUGAGACAGAAUUGUGGAAACAGUUGAGGGAUUGCUAAUGUCAAAUUGCCAGCUCAAAAGUUGAUGUGUUUGUUUCAUGUAAAACAUUAGCAGUUAUUAAAACAAAGAAGCAAA